AUGGUGCUGCGUCAGAGUAAUUCGAACCUUGAAAGGCCUGAAGCUUCGUGUCUCCGUUUAUCACUGCCCUUCUCCUGCUUCAAGGCUUCCUCAAUUUCCCCUCCUCAUCGCAUAAAGGUUGCAAUUCAUUACUAUGGAAGAUUGGCUGCAAAGCAAGGGUGGCGCUUUGAUUCGACGUAUGACCAUAAAGAUGGAACCGGAGAACCAAUUCCAUUUGAGUUCAUCCUUGGUUCCGGCAAAGUCAUAUCGGGAAUUGAAACAGCACUAAGAUCGAUGAAAGUAGGUGGUAUUCGUCGAGUCAUUAUCCCACCAUCUGAAGGGUACCAAAACAUGUCUCAAGAACCCAUUCCACCUAAUUUUUUCGAUAGACAGAGACUCUUUACUACCAUUUUCAAUCCGACCCGUCUAGCCAACGGAGAAGGCUCAACACUAGGGACACUCAUAUUCGAUAUUGAGCUGGUUAGUAUGAGGCAUCAAUGA
Messenger RNA from Fraxinus pennsylvanica, 480 nucleotides. Lineage: Eukaryota; Viridiplantae; Streptophyta; Magnoliopsida; Lamiales; Oleaceae. The record is from the annotation of a GenBank genome assembly.